Molecule: messenger RNA, 1903 nt
Organism: Ochlerotatus camptorhynchus
Lineage: Eukaryota; Metazoa; Arthropoda; Insecta; Diptera; Culicidae
Product: synaptic vesicle glycoprotein 2B-like
Exons: 6
Coding region: 164-1777 (537 amino acids)
Biological process (GO): transmembrane transport
Cellular component (GO): membrane
Molecular function (GO): transmembrane transporter activity
Source: RefSeq, a predicted model, not a curated record
CAUUAAUUUACGAUGUGAUCCCGAGUACAAAAAGAUCGCGCUUUAAUAUAAAGGUUGCAAGUGGCUGCUGGGACAUCAUUAGAGAAUAUCUUGUGGACGAGAAGGUGUGUCCAGAAAAGUUUUAUAAAUUGACAAGUUGUUCGUUGUGACCUGAUUCGUAGGAAUGGAUAAUUCCAUUGAAACCAUACAUGAACCAAAACCCGUUACUUAUCCGCGUAGUGUAACGUUUGACGAUGCUCUCUCAAUGGCAAAGUUUGGAAAAUUCAAUUACAUUAUGAUCAUCAUAUCUGGAACCAUUCUCGCGGCUGUUUUGCUGGAAACGUUAGGAAUAAGCUAUGUUAUCCCAGUGGCGGAAUGUGACUUACUGCUCACAACCAAAGAAAAAGGAGUCCUCAGUGCAGUUUCAUUUGCAGGGAUCAUCACAAGCUCUCAUCUAUGGGGAUUUCUCGCAGACACUCGGGGGAGAAAGAAGGUAAUCGUUCCAACGUUGUUUCUAACGUUUGCUGCAACGAUUAUUUCUAGCUUCACCACAAGCUUCUGGAUAAUCGCUCUAUUUAGAUUCCUUGCCGGGUUUUUCAUUUCCGGUUCAUCUGCCACAAUCUACGCCUAUUUGGGUGAGUUUCACAAUAAGCGUGACGGAUCGCGCGCCAUUAUGGGAGCAUCUUUCGUGUUCGGAAUCGGUUGCCUGUUGCUUCCAGGGAUUGCCUUUCUGGUCAUAAAUCAAGAGUGGGAGUUUUACAUUCCAUUUGUGAACAUAGUGUACCGUCCGUGGAGAUUGUUCUUGGCCGUUUGUGGACUUCCGAGUCUUGUGUGUGCUUUUGCAUUACUCAAAAUUCCAGAAAGCCCAAAAUUCACGUUCGUUCAAGGCAACACCGAGAAAGCGAUCGAAACGAUUCAAUGGAUGCAUAAGCUGAACACCAGGGGGAAGGAAUCAAAGCUACAGAUCACUUCGAUUCUAGCCGAAUCGGAAGGUCAGCAAAAGAAAAGGCGAUGCAGUGAAGCUGACAAUACCAAUGGGUUUAAGACAUUGAUGAAGCUCAUCUGGAACCAAACGGCUCCCUUAUUCAUGAGCCCUUACCUGAAUAAGACAGCCAUCGUUUGUGUCUUGCAGUUCGGAAUCUACUUGUCAUCCAAUGGAAUGUACAUGUUUUUCCCGGAUAUUCUGAAUCGAGCAGCAGAAUUGCAGGAAUCAGGCGUGAAUCGCACUACUUUGUGCCAUGCAGUCUACGCAACACAAAUCGACAUUUCAAUGUUGAGUCAAAAUGAUACGGAAAUCAUUCCUGAAUGUAACCAAAAACUUGACAUCAUAGCCUAUGAGCACUCAUUCAUCCUUGAACUAUUGUAUGCGUUGGGUUUCGCUGUUAUUGGAUUGAUAAUCAAUGCAGUCGGCAAACUGCCCAUCUUGGUAUUUGUCUUUGUUUGUUGUGGUAUAUCUGGAGUGUUGAUUAUUUUUAUCGACAUCCCUCUGCUCGCCAUGUGGCUGUAUCUCGUUCUGUUGACAUGUGGGUACUGCAUCAGCGUGGUUAAUGCCGUUACGGUGGAUUUAUUUCCAACAAACCUGAGGGCGAUGGCUAUUUGCAUUUCUCUGAUGUUUGGAAGGCUUGGGAGUGUGGUUGGCGCGAAUAUGGUUGGCUUGCUGCUCGAUACACAGUGUGAGCUUACGUUUUGGAUAUCAGGCAUUUCUCUGAUUGGAUGCGGUGUGCUUUCGUUCUUCAUUCCCAACAUUUACCAACGAAAUGUGACGGAGCCCAGGACUAGCGUUUCAUCAAGACUAUGAUAAGCUCGUAGGAACCUUGAACCAUUUUCGAAUAGACUGAGAUAAAUACCUGUUUCUAUUGGUCUGAUAAUUCAUUAAUUAGUUGUUAUUUAUUGCCUUAGGAAGCCAACAUUAUCCGAUUAGUAU